CAAUUCUACAAGCUGUACGAACCGCCACUCUCUCAAUUAUUGCAAAUAGAAACUCCCACAAUGUCCAUCCAGAGAAUCCCCUACUCCGCUCCCCGCGAAGAGUUCAUCAGCGCCCUCAAGCGCGACGGCAGCGUGAUAGUCCAGAACUUCACUACCCUCGAGACACUCGCUCAAGCCCGGCGCGAAGUCGAGCCCUACCUGAACAGGGACAGCAACAGCGAAGUCGGGGCCCUCAACGGCGGCACAAAAACAUGCACCCGCCUCGUCGGCCGCAGCAAGACCGUGCGCGAGCAAUUCUUCUCAGACCCCCUGUAUCAAGAUCUAGCAGAAAUAUUCCUCGCUAUAAAGACCACAAACUGGUACAAUGAGGAGCCCUCUACAAACACCACGCACCCGCUGCUCUCGAUCGCUAUAACGAUGGAUAUCCGCCCCGGCGCACCAGCACAGAAACUCCACCGCGAUGAUAAAAACCACCAUGCGCGCCACGCGAAAGUCCACGAGUACCACGAAAACAGAGACAUGCUGCUCGGCCUCUUCGUACCGGGAUGCGACACGACCAGGGAAAUCGGCGCAACGCGGAUCGUACCGGGGAGUCACCUCUGGGGCGACGAGAGGCCUGAUUUCGGACCUGACGGGAACAAGGGUGUUGUUGAUGCGGAGCUGAAAGCUGGCGAGGCGUUUAUCAUGCUUGGGAGUCUGUAUCACGGCGGUGGGCAUUUCUCGGCCAAGGAGGGGAGCCGCAUGGUGCAUAUUAUGUUCAUGUGUGGCGGCAUCUACAGGCAGGAGGAGAUUUCGUAUCUGGUGUAUCCGGCUGAGGAUGUCAAGACCUAUUCGAAGCUCGUGCAGCAGAGGCUGGGAUGGCAGCAGUCGGAGCCAAACUUGGGCUGGGUUGAUCUUGUGUCGCCGGAGGCGUUGUUGGUUGAUUGAUAUUGCUUCUAUUUAACUAAUUGAACGGUGUACGCAUUUCGAGUUAACUAUACGCUGUCUUGAGCUAGAUUCUGGAGGACAUCAUCUGGUUAGAAGAAUUAGGGGAAUAAUCUGGCAAACGACAACAUAGUAAAUUAUAUAAUUGAACGUGUUGAAGACCCCU
Aspergillus versicolor CBS 583.65 is the source of this 1090-nucleotide messenger RNA. RefSeq lists its product as uncharacterized. The transcript has 2 exons. The record is from RefSeq and is a predicted model, not a curated record. The coding region runs from base 61 to 927 and encodes 288 amino acids. Lineage: Eukaryota; Fungi; Ascomycota; Eurotiomycetes; Eurotiales; Aspergillaceae.